AUGAAAUCGUCUGAAGAGGAGUUGAUUACUACUAUCGCUCCUUUGUUUUUUUUUUCUUGGCGGCUACCUUAUUCGUUAAGGUACCUGCCUGACGGGGUUUCUGGGUUGGGGUUGAGGCUCUGCUGGUUGUUUGUUUCGGAUUUGACGACGCGUGGUGCAAAAGGUUUUCUAGGACGAGCAGCCAAAACACAAGCCGAAAGAAAGAUGGCGUCACGGAAUAUCAGCAUGGGUCAGACGGCGAGGCCGUCCAUGGCGUCUAGCUCCGGCAACGCGAUGAAGACGCGGCAGCUGACACAUCUUCAUUCGCAGCUGGCGCAGCUGUCUGCUAAUCUUUCCGAUACGGAGAACCUGGUUCGUAUGACGAGCGUGCAGGCUGAGAGUAUGCGGGGUUUGGGGGCGUGGCAUGGCGGCAUGUUCAUGGCUGCGAGUAAGGUCCUUGGGGAAGAGGCUAUCAAUCGCGAUGCGGCGGCACAGGCGAGGGGCGGUCAGAGAUGA
This is a messenger RNA of Colletotrichum paranaense, 495 nucleotides long. RefSeq lists its product as uncharacterized. Bases 1 to 495 code for a protein of 164 amino acids. The transcript is spliced from 4 exons. Gene Ontology annotation, cellular component: DASH complex. The record is from RefSeq and is a predicted model, not a curated record. Lineage: Eukaryota; Fungi; Ascomycota; Sordariomycetes; Glomerellales; Glomerellaceae. Gene Ontology annotation, biological process: attachment of spindle microtubules to kinetochore. Gene Ontology annotation, molecular function: microtubule plus-end binding.